This is a messenger RNA of Asterias rubens (European starfish), 2066 nucleotides long. Its product is annotated as alpha-1,2-mannosyltransferase ALG9-like. Gene Ontology annotation, molecular function: alpha-1,2-mannosyltransferase activity. NCBI's taxonomy places the organism in Eukaryota, Metazoa, Echinodermata, Asteroidea, Forcipulatida, Asteriidae. Gene Ontology annotation, cellular component: endoplasmic reticulum membrane. Gene Ontology annotation, biological process: protein N-linked glycosylation. The coding region runs from base 107 to 1921 and encodes 604 amino acids. The transcript is spliced from 17 exons. The record is from RefSeq and is a predicted model, not a curated record.
UGAACUUUCAAGAAGAACAAGGAACUGAAGGAUGGUGUGGAUUUUACAGUCGACUGAGCUCCCUCUUUUGGAUCGAAAAGUUAAGCAUUUUUAAACACAUGAAAACAUGAAGUCAAGUAAUAGGAGUAGAGGGAAGUCCAGUGGACCGAAAAGGGAUGUACCAGUAACAAACACGUGGGAGAAUGCACCCAAGGUAUCACCAGAUAGUCUGUACUGCUGGACACCACAAGCCUCUACUGCCCUCAAGAUUCUUAUAUCUGCUCGUUUCUGUGCAGCUCUACUCAGCAACAUAUCUGACUGUGAUGAGACAUUCAACUAUUGGGAACCUACUCAUUAUAUAAUUUAUGGACAAGGAUUUCAGACAUGGGAGUAUUCCCCAGCCUAUGCGAUUCGUUCUUAUGCGUAUCUACUUCUACAUGCAUUGCCUGGAAGACUGCAUGCUCAAAUACUUGCUGCUAAUAAGAUCCUUGUAUUUUAUUUCACUCGAUGUGUGCUGGGUUUGUGCUGUGCCUUAUGUGAGUUGUACUUCUAUCGGGGAGUCUGCAAGAAUUUUGGGGCAAGCGUUGGACGUCUGACGUUAUGUUUCUCUCUGUUCAGUACAGGCAUGUUUAUAUCCAGUGCAGCUUUCCUGCCUAGCAGUUUCUCUAUGUACAUGACAAUGGUAUCUAUGGCAGGAUGGUACUUGGACAAUUACCCAGUUGCUAUAUUAGGUACAGCAGUCAGUGCGCUGGUUGGAUGGCCAUUUGCAGGAGCCUUAGGAAUUCCCAUAGCAAUUGAUAUCUUGAUUCGACAAAAACGACUUGCAACAUUUAUGAGGUGGUGCUUGGUGGCAUUGGUCUUCAUAUUGGUUCCCUUGGUUUGGAUUGAUUCAACAAUGUUUGGUAAACUUGUUAUUGCACCUCUCAACAUCGUCAUGUACAACGUGUUUAGCGACCAUGGUGCAAAUUUAUACGGUGUGGAGCCGUUUCAUUUCUACUUCAUCAAUGGAUUCCUAAAUUUCAACGUAGCUUUUUUCAUGGCUCUGGCGGCUCUUCCUUUUUCAUUUGCAGUGAACUGGUACGUGAAGGGUCGGCCGUUUGCUAGUUCUGAGCCUCUACCCCACUGGUUGACACUGAUGCCCAUGUACCUCUGGAUUGUUGUCUUCUUCGGUCAAGCUCACAAGGAGGAGAGAUUUCUGUUUCCCAUCUACCCAUUCUUCAUCUUAGGAGCGGCCAUUACAAUGUCUUCCAUACAGAAACUGUACCAUCAUCUCUUCACUCCAUACAAACCCCAACAUUACACAUGGUCUUCAAACUGGCUGGCAGCUACUGUUGCUGUGUUAUUUACUGUACUUUCUCUAUCAAGAUCAGCCGCACUCUUCUUUGGUUACCACACCCCUCUGGAUGUCUACCCUCUUCUAGGUAGUAUAGCUGAUGAUAAAGCAAUACAUACAUUACCCCCUGAUCGGCCCGUCAAUGUCUGCGUUGGUAAGGAGUGGUAUCGAUUCCCAAGUAGCUUCUUCCUUCCUGACAACUGGAGGUUACAGUUCAUUGAGUCUGAGUUCAGAGGUCAACUACCUAAGCAAUAUGGGCCAGGAGAAGAUGCAACUAGAAUCAUUCCAACAGAUAUGAAUGAAUUUAACCUGGAAGAAACAUCUAGAUAUCUUGACAUUUCAAAAUGCCAUUACCUGAUUGAUCUGGACCUACCCCAAGAAACACUGAGAGAACCUCGCUACUCCCGCAGAGAAGAUGAAUGGGAGAUCGUUGGUAGCAUGCCGUAUCUAGAUUCACAAAGGUCUCAUCAGUUCUUCAGAGCAUUCUUCAUUCCGUUUGUAUCGGGGAGAUACGUCAAGCAUGGUGACUAUAAUAUUCUGAAGACGAAACGAAGGAAGAUCAGCAAGAAGAAAACUGCUCCAAAAGAUGGUCCUACAGAGACGAAAUGAGCAUUCAUUAAAGGCACUGGACAGAAUUGCUCAAAAUAAUUGUUAGGCUUGGUAAAUGAGCAAUGGAGUUGAGCUGUUGAUAGUAUAAAACAUUGUGGGAAAUGGCUCCCUCUGAAGUAACAUAAUUUUUGAGCAAGAGGUAAUU